AUGGGUAUGCUUCCGUUCUUGGACCAGCCGGUGCUGCUGCACUCUGACCGUGACCCGGGGGAGUGCACCAUGACACCGGAGCAGUGUGCUUAUAAACAUCGAUAUUGGGUGUUCUGGUAUGAAGCAGAUUAUCGCUAUGCCUUACCAACCGUGGCGUUCUUUAUGGUCGCAAUUAUUCUUUUCUCUAUUGCCCAUAUAACGGAAAGUCUCACUCCGCGGAGUGCGAAGAAGAGCUCAAUCUGGCUGCGUCCGAUAGCAUUUCUUCGAUUCCUGUCAUAUAAAAGCUGGCGUAUUGGGGGAUGGAACUCGCAGUCACUUGGUGUUUUUCUUCUUGGGGCUGCGGGACUGAUCUUUUUCCUUGCGAUGACUCUUGGGCCACACCCUUAUUACUGGCCUAAUACUAUGGAGCUCAGUUACGGCGGCUCUCCGCCCAUUGCUACGCGAGCUGGUUUCAUGGCUCUCGCGUGUAUGCCGUUCCUGAUUAUCCUCGGUGCCAAAACAAACCCGAUCACCUUGCUGACAGGCAUCUCUCAUGAAAAGCUUUUCGUUUGGCACAACUGGGUUGCUUGGGCCAUGUUCGUGCUAGCAUUGGUCCAUACCUUCCCUUUUAUUGUGUACCAUAUGUGGAUGGGCGAUAUAAGAGAACAAUGGACGAGUGGUGGUGUUUGGGUCACUGGAGUCGUUGCUCUGAUCGCGCAAGCAUGGCUGACUUUCAUGUCCAUUCCCUGGAUCCGUAACCGAUACUACGAGUUCUUCAAAGCCACCCAUUUCUUCAUGGCCAUGGUCUUCGUCAUCUUUUUCUUCAUUCACUGCGACUUCCGCAUGUCCUCAUGGGACUACUUCAUCGCUACUGGAGUACUUUACACACUCUCCUGGCUCUAUGCGCAAUGCCGAACAUGGUUCGAGCAUGGCGUUCGACACAAAGCCCGUCUCGUGGUCGAGACCGAAGAAACAUUCAAAGUCACCAUCAAUACGAAGAUGGAGUGGGGUCCAGGUCAACACGUUUUCCUGCGAUUUUUAACAUGUGGCAUGCACUCUUUGACCUCUCAUCCGUUCACAAUCUGCUCCGUCCCCCAAUAUGACGGCAAGAACCAGCUUGUCUUCUACAUCAAGCAACACGGGGGCGUAACGGGCCGCUUGAUGAGCAUAGCAAAAAAGAACCCAGACGUCCAAAUCCCAGUCCUUAUUGAUGGUCCCUACGGUGGAAUUCCGGCGGGUCAUCUGCAGGAAUUCGAUAAAUCGCUUGUCGUCGGCGGUGGUGCUGGAGCUGGAUUGACAUUAUCGAUGAUUGAAGACUUUGUUCGCUUCUCUUCUGCCCAGGAGAAGGAAAUGAAGGUUAUUGUUGCCACACGCGAUCCCGGUAUGAGGGUGUGGUACACACAAGCGUUGGAAGAUCUAGCGGCGAGACAAUCUCAACAGAAACCUGUUGCUGGUUUAUCAAUUCACAUCCAUGAGACCUCCUUGACACGCUCAAAUCAGGAGUCCGACCGGAAGGAAAUUCAGGCUGAUGAGAGUGUGAAGAUGCAGGAAGUCAAUUCCAAUGAAUGCAGCCCCUUGGCAAGUGAGAUCUUUGGCAUUCAGUUCUUCACUGGCAGACCGGAUUUACCAAAUGCCACUCGACAAAUGGCCAAUCAGGAGGGAACAUCAGUAGGUGUUAUCGUCUGUGGUCCUUCAUCCAUGACUCAUGAUGUUGGCGCUGCUUCAUCAGAGGUUCAAACCCACAUUUUGGCGAAGAAACCGGGUAAUGCACGGGAGUUAUGGUUGCAUAGAGAGAAUUUCUCAUUUUAA
Molecule: messenger RNA, 1788 nt
Organism: Penicillium odoratum
Lineage: Eukaryota; Fungi; Ascomycota; Eurotiomycetes; Eurotiales; Aspergillaceae
Exons: 4
Coding region: 1-1788 (595 amino acids)
Biological process (GO): iron ion transport; intracellular iron ion homeostasis; copper ion import
Cellular component (GO): plasma membrane
Molecular function (GO): ferric-chelate reductase activity
Source: RefSeq, a predicted model, not a curated record